AGGUUCAGACUUGAGUAGGAUUGGAGAGAGAGAGAGAGAGAGAGAGAGAGAGAGGAAAAAUACAGUAAAGAAAAAGCUGAGGAGAGAGAGAGAGGGCCAGAGGGGAACUGGGAAGGUCAAGAUUCACCCAUUUGGUCAUUCAACAAAGGCAACCUUUUACUUCUCUCAUCGAAGUAGGAGUAAUUUCCUUUCCCAAAAACUGAACUUAAAAAAAAAAAAAACUGGAAAAAUAAGAAGUGGGUGAUUCUAAUCAUUGUGAAGACUUUGGUGGUCGAUCGAGAGAGAGAGAGAGAGCGCGCAGAAGUAAUGGGAAUGGUUACCCAAGAAGCUAUAGAUCAGCUGCAAGUAUUAAUGGAGGAAGUUGAUGAACCUCUGAAGAAAACAUUCAAGAAUGUACAUCGGGGCUAUCCUACUGAAACUUUGGCCCGGUUCCUCAAAGCAAGAGAAGGGAAUGUUUCCAAGGCUCACUCAAUGUUGGUGGAUUGUUUAAAGUGGCGGGUGGAGAAUGAUAUUGACGGUAUAUUAGCGAAACCCAUUGUUCCUACUGAUCUAUACAGAGCAAUACGUGAUUCACAACUUGUAGGAUUGUCCGGUUACUCAAGAGAGGGCCUUCCAGUUUUUGCUAUUGGCAUAGGCACCUUUGACCAAGCAUCUGUCCACUACUAUAUUCAGUCACACAUUCAAAUCAAUGAAUAUCGGGACAACGUACUUCUGCCUUCUGCCUCAAAACAGUGUGGGAGACAUAUUAGUAAAUGUCUGAAGGUUUUUGAUAUGACGGGUCUGAAGCUUUCAGCACUUAGCCAAAUCAAGCUUUUGACUAUUAUUACUACAAUUGACGACCUGAAUUACCCAGAGAAGACGCUUACAUACUAUAUCGUCAACGCUCCCUAUAUAUUUUCAGCUUGUUGGAAGGUAGUCAAGCCUCUUUUGCAUGAGAGGACAAGAAGAAAAGUGCAGGUACUGCCAGGUUGUGGGCGAGACGAUCUGCUGAAGAUAAUGGAUCAGGGAUCCCUCCCACACUUUUGCCGAAAAGAAGGGUCUGGAUCAUCCCGACAUAUGGAGAAUUCAACGGAGAAUUGCUUUUCCUUGGAUCAUCCCUUUCAUCAACAAAUCUACAACUACAUCAAGCAGCAAUUUGCCAUCCGAGAACCUGUGAGACCUAUCAGACAGGGAUCUGUUCAUGUCGUUUUGCCAGAUUCAGCAGUGGAAGACAUGGAAAUUGCAAAAACCCUUGAAUCUGAGUUGCAGAAGUUUGAUUAUCAGGAUGAGAUCUGUGGGUCGUUAGACGGGCUGAAAAUAGAUCAUGGCAAAUGAGAGGGAAGGUAAUGCCUCUCUUGUGGUGAUGAGUUGGAACAACAGAUGCACUAUUACUAUUUACUGCUAACUGUGGCUUAAUUUAUUGCCCACGUCAGUAGGGUUGUCUGGUACUAAUGACCAUAAUAGUUGCGGUAUUAACUCAGUACGAGUUUUCUGGAAAUAGCUAAUAGUAUUCGUAUUCACUUACCUUAUUUGCUGGCUAAUCAAUUUCAAUCUAUUUGCAGCCUGCAUUUGGAAGAAAGCAAACGGCUUAUGUAAGUUAAUGUCUAUGUGGAUCCUGGCUUAUGUCAUUUGUACAGAAAUGAAUGCCCCGUUGUAUGCUAGAGCAAGAUAAACCCUGUAAGCAUCUAAUUCUUAUUCAAUCCUCAAUAGCUUGUUCCUGACC
This is a messenger RNA of Rhododendron vialii, 1702 nucleotides long. RefSeq names its product phosphatidylinositol/phosphatidylcholine transfer protein SFH9-like. The transcript is spliced from 11 exons. The coding region runs from base 307 to 1314 and encodes 335 amino acids. NCBI's taxonomy places the organism in Eukaryota, Viridiplantae, Streptophyta, Magnoliopsida, Ericales, Ericaceae. The record is from RefSeq and is a predicted model, not a curated record.